Molecule: messenger RNA, 495 nt
Organism: Rotaria sp. Silwood2
Lineage: Eukaryota; Metazoa; Rotifera; Eurotatoria; Philodinida; Philodinidae
Source: the annotation of a GenBank genome assembly
AUGUAUAAUAAAUCAUAUAUAAUUGGUUCUGGCUGUAUUAAACAAAGGGUUUUAAUUACUCGUACAUGGCGUUGUGUUUUAUUUGAUCAAAUAUUUGAUCCAAAUCAACAAUUAAAACAAUUUGGUAGUCUUAGAUGCCAAUUAUUUAAUGGAAAAAUUUAUUAUUAUCCAUCAAACAUUCAUCAUGAUAAUUUAAUAAAACAAUUUAAUCAAAAAUUUGAAUCAGUAGAUGCAUUAAUAAAACUAUUUCGUCAAAUACAAUUAAUUAUUCCAUCAGCAUAUCGAAUAUUUUCAAUAAUAUGUAAUUUAUCAUUAAAUGUAUUAGAUACUUGUCAACACUUUAAUUCAUAUACAACAUCAUUAUCUCUAUUUAAAAUAUUAACUGAAUUUAUAGCUUAUAAAUUUUUAACUGGAAUUGUAUUUCUUAAUGAUAAUACAUUUCGAACUGAAGAUCUAUAUUUUACAUAUGCACCUCGUUAUUCGGUACCAUUAUGA